Electrophorus electricus (electric eel) is the source of this 4188-nucleotide messenger RNA. It is a transcript of the gene ezh2, whose product is annotated as enhancer of zeste 2 polycomb repressive complex 2 subunit. The record is from RefSeq and is a predicted model, not a curated record. Gene Ontology annotation, molecular function: protein binding; histone H3K27 methyltransferase activity; chromatin binding. Gene Ontology annotation, cellular component: nucleus; ESC/E(Z) complex. Lineage: Eukaryota; Metazoa; Chordata; Actinopteri; Gymnotiformes; Gymnotidae. Gene Ontology annotation, biological process: heterochromatin formation.
CCCCGAGUCAAAGAGACGGAGAGAGCGGGUUUGAAUAGUUACAAAAACGGAAAUGUUAAGGUUCUGAGUCGGAUUAAAUGUGCUUAAAAAUUGUCAGUCGUCUACAAGUGAAACCCACGGAUUCCGGGAGUGUCAGAAAGGGCACGAGCCGGGGAAAGAACACUCAGCUUUGUGUAUCGACCUGCGCGUGCCGGCAACGGCAGGCACGAGCGCACUGAGGUGCAGCGAGCCCCCCCCAUUUAGCUUCACCAGCUAACGCUAGCUAGUUAAAUUAGCGCUCCACUUACGCUUCAGCCGGCGCCGCCGUUUCCAAACCGACCGGGAAGGUCGCUGUGUUUCAUGUGGACUGGACUCCUGCAGGUAAAGGAUGGGCUUGACAGGGAAGAAAUCGGAGAAGGGUCCGGUGUGCUGGAGGAGGAGAGUGAAGUCGGAAUAUAUGCGACUCAGGCAGCUAAAACGCUUCCGAAGAGCGGAUGAGGUCAAGAGCAUGUUCAACUCCAACAGGCAGAAAAUUGUAGAGCGCACUGACAUUCUGAACCGGGAGUGGAAGCUCAGACGAAUUCAGCCUGUGCACAUCAUGACGCCCGUAAGCUCCCUGCGUGGCACCAGAGAGUGCACUGUGGACAGUGGCUUUGCAGAGUUCUCCAAACAGGUCAUUCCUCUAAAAACGCUGAAUGCUGUAGCUUCUGUUCCUGUGAUGUAUUCAUGGUCUCCGCUCCAGCAAAACUUUAUGGUUGAAGACGAGACAGUUUUGCACAACAUCCCUUACAUGGGGGAUGAAAUCUUAGAUCAAGAUGGCACUUUUAUAGAAGAACUCAUUAAAAACUAUGAUGGCAAAGUGCACGGAGACAGAGAAUGUGGCUUCAUAAAUGACGAGAUCUUUGUGGAGCUGGUGAAUGCCCUCAAUCAGUACAGUGACAAUGAGGAUGACGACGACGAAGAGGAUCAGCACGACUACAAACUGGAAAACUGCGACAUGAAGGAUGACUCUGAAGACUCUCGCAAGGAGAGAAGCCUUCUCAACUCUGAGAGUCAAAACACUGACUGCUCUAAAAAAUUCCCCUCUGAUAAAAUCUUUGAAGCCAUCUCCUCCAUGUUUCCUGAUAAAGGCUCUCAUGAAGAACUCAAAGAGAAGUAUAAGGAGCUGACGGAGCAGCAGCUCCCGGGCGCUCUCCCUCCCGAGUGCACCCCCAACAUCGACGGCCCAAACGCCAAGUCCGUGCAGAGGGAGCAGAGCCUGCACUCCUUCCAUACGCUCUUCUGCCGACGCUGCUUCAAAUACGACUGCUUCCUCCACCCUUUUCAUGCGACGCCGAACACGUACAAGCGUAAGAACAUGGAGAACACUGUGGACAGCAAGCCGUGCGGCGUGGACUGCUACAUGUAUCUGGUCCAGGAUGGCGUGGUGAGGGAAGAGUCUGCAGGGGGGUGUGCGGAGCGAGCCAAGACCCCCCUGAAGCGCUCGACCGGGAGACGCAGGGGGAGGAUGCCCACCAACAGCCGGCCUAGCACACCCACGGUCAGCGCCGAGACGAAAGACACAGACAGCGACCGCGAGGGCGGCACAGACAGCAACGACUGCAACGACAAAGAGGAUGACGACAAGAAGGAUGAGACCACCAGCUCGUCAGAGGCGAAUUCGCGUUCUCAGACUCCAGUGAAGCUGAAGGUUAGCUCAGAGCCCCCUGAGAACGUGGAGUGGAGCGGUGCGGAGGCUUCUCUCUUCAGGGUCCUCAUCGGCACUUACUACGACAACUUCUGCGCCAUUGCUCGCCUCAUCAGCUCCAAGACCUGCCGACAGGUCUAUGAAUUCAGGGUAAAGGAAUCCAGCAUCAUUGCACGUGCACCAGCAGAAGAUGAAGACACGCCUCCCCGGAAGAAAAAAAGAAAACACAGAUUGUGGGCGACACAUUGUCGGAAAAUCCAACUGAAGAAAGAUGGCUCCUCCAAUCACGUGUACAAUUACCAACCAUGUGACCACCCGAGGCAGCCCUGCGACAGCUCCUGCCCUUGUGUUACAGCUCAGAACUUCUGUGAGAAAUUCUGCCAGUGUAGCUCGGAGUGUCAGAACCGGUUCCCAGGCUGCCGCUGCAAAGCCCAGUGUAACACUAAGCAGUGUCCCUGUUACCUGGCUGUGCGCGAGUGUGACCCAGACCUGUGUCUCACCUGCGGGGCAGCUGACCACUGGGACAGCAAGAAUGUGUCCUGCAAGAACUGCAGCAUACAGAGAGGCGCCAAGAAGCAUUUACUGUUGGCGCCGUCUGACGUAGCGGGAUGGGGCAUUUUUAUUAAGGAGCCGGUUCAGAAGAAUGAGUUCAUCUCGGAAUACUGUGGAGAGAUAAUCUCGCAGGACGAAGCUGAUCGCCGAGGCAAAGUCUACGAUAAAUACAUGUGCAGCUUCCUGUUCAACCUGAACAACGAUUUUGUUGUUGAUGCAACGAGAAAAGGCAACAAGAUCAGGUUUGCCAACCACUCUGUGAACCCUAAUUGCUAUGCAAAGGUUAUGAUGGUCAAUGGGGAUCACAGAAUAGGCAUCUUUGCCAAGAGAGCCAUACAGACGGGGGAGGAGCUUUUCUUUGACUACAGAUACAGCCAAGCAGACGCUCUCAAGUAUGUUGGCAUUGAACGUGAAAUGGAAAUUCCAUGAAGCCAUCUACCUCUGGAACAAAUGCCUUACACUCUUCAGGAAUUUUCUCUCCACAUGCAUUUCCAAUGUUUUCAAAUACUGUUUUAUAGGACAAGGAUAUUGAUACUUGGAUAUUUUUUAAAACUUCAACCAUUUUUUUUUUUUUUUUUUUUGUCUUUGUUUUUCUUUUAGCAACAGACUUACUCUGGGAUACACUUUGGCAGUAACUUGAACAUUCAUACUUGUUUACAGAUUAGUUUGAACAUCCUUGGAUGUGCCAUUGUUUGUUUUCCUAACGUUCCAGGUUUUUAUUGUGAACAGUUUCAGUAACUUCUGACCUUUUUGGACCAAAUUUGCAGUCAAACAGGCUCUGUGAUCGUAUGUGUGUUCUAUCAGUCUUUAACUGUUUCUAGACUGUUUUCUAUUCACGUGAAAACCAAAGUCAUUUGCAUGUCCUCACACAAAGCAACUUCACACAGGUAUUAAGUACUGGCUGGAAUGCUGCUGCAUCCAGUGUGUGUAAAAUAAAUUUAAAAUUACAUAAAUUAUUAUAAAAACAAAAAAGACAAAAAAAUAAAUUGGAAGCUAGAUUCAGUAUCUAACUUGCGGUGCCUUGAAAUUACAACACUGAAUUCUUUACGAGUAGAUGUCCUAAAAUAUUGUGUACUCAAAUUUGUUGUAUGCAUGAACAAAGAUUUCAAAAGGAGUAGAAAUCAGGGAAAUAUUUCCAUUUUCAAUGAUUACUUUAUGCGUUCUCCAGUCUUUCAAGACUUCAAAGGUGACCAGCUUUUGACUAGACCUGACACUGUAGGAAGGGCUGUCUGGAUGGGUUGUACAGUCUUCCUUAUAGUUAACCAUCUUUUCAUGCUUGACUAAAACGAAAUACAAUCAGAUUUAGUGUGUGGACACUAGGAACCAUGAUGAAGCAAUAAGACCAGCCCUGAAUCAUGUUCAUGAGAAGAUCUUUAAACUCUCCCUAUUUAUUUUGAGUCUCUGUAAGCAGAUUUUGUUGUUUUAUAAUUUAUUGAAAACUGUCCUUUUGCUGUGAUUUUUGCCAGGUAAACACAAUGGAGUUUCUUACUGUAUUGUAGCUGUUCACCUGUUCUUGGACUCUUGUCUUCAGAUUCCUGUUUGGGUUUGUGACCACUCCAUUUCUCUGUUUCUGCCUCUGAUCAUAUAAGGUGCUGAUUUUGUAAUGUUUACAGGGAAUAUUUGUUGAAAGUAAUAAACAGUUGAAAUAUGUUUUAAUUACAUGCUUUCUUUACUUGCUGUAUUAGACUUUAAAAGGUUCAAGAGUGGAUUGGGGGUUUUGAAUCUACCACCAACCAAUCAGUGCAACAUUUAUUUAAACAUGUUGUUUUCUGUUAGCCCAGGUUAGCAAAAUCUGAGUGUUGUAAACAGUACAUUUAAAAGGCUUAAAGAAAACUUUAUUCAUGACAUUUAUAAAACAAGCCACACUAUACAAAUUAUGUUCCUGGAGCCAGUUUGAUGAGUAUAAUCUGAGACCACUGCCACAAUUCAUAAAUUAAGGUUUUUGUUUUUUUUUUUUCCUUCCAGCCAAG